CUAGGUGUAAUGUAACAGUGUGGAUGCUAGGUGUAGCAAUUGUCUCCCAUUUGGAAAUAACGCUGGACCAUGCCAAUGUUCUGCCAACCAUGUCUUGUCAAUAUCUCCUAGUUGUCUUAUGUGGGUUUUUCUUCAUCACUUUAGGGAACCUCUAUCUAACCACAGAGUUAACCGCCCAGGGGUUCAUCGUUUGUUUUAUUSCUCUGCUAUUCUAGGMCUUGGCGCAGGAGGAUAUCCACAGGGACAGGAGAAAUAUGGGGGUGGAGUCAGUCAGCUUCCUUUCAAUGGAGCCCCAGUCAAUACUGCUGGACUGGAUGGUGAUGGAAGCUUCCCUUAUGGUGCUCAGCAACUGGGCCUUGGUGGUGGUGAUGGAGGCAAAUCCGCUGGCAAAUAUGGCAACGGUGGAUUGCCACAGGGUGCACAACAGGGUGCACAGCCUUAUGGACCUGCGACUGGUGGUGGGAAACCACCUUGCAAAAAUGGAAACGGAGGGGGCUAUGGAGCACAGCCAGCAGGCUAUGGUCAAGGACAGCUGGGUGCAGGUCAGAGUGCCCCCUACAGUAACGGAGCAGGAGGGAAGGAAAGCAAAUAUGGUGGUGGUGGACUGAAUGGAUUCUUUGGAAAUGGAGGGUACAAAGGUUAAGUCAAUCAGCUGAGGCCUUCUUGAAGUGAAUAUUUGUUCCGUUCCAUCAUGUGUUCAUUGUGAUGUUUGUUGUUUGGUCUGUUGUUACAUUUAGCUAUUCCAUUUUUGUUCUUAUUUGUGUUUUUUUGUUCAUGGUCCUUGUCUUUUGUAUUGUUGUGUGUCUGUUCCCUCUCUUCCCCUACUGUUUUUGGAGAUUGUGUUGCCAGUGUGUUUGUGUUCAUAUCCAUUUCACACUAAAGGUCAGAAAGCAACUGUAUAAUAUAUGUCAGUCUCCUCAUUCUUUUAACCUUGGCAACAGUAUGGUAAAUGUACUGUACAUGUAAUGUGGGGGUUGAGUUUUAAGACUGAAGCUCUAUGAGUUUAAAUCAACACCAAAUAAAAUUCAAAGACCUGUUCCCAAAACCUGA
Molecule: messenger RNA, 1050 nt
Organism: Salvelinus sp. IW2-2015
Lineage: Eukaryota; Metazoa; Chordata; Actinopteri; Salmoniformes; Salmonidae
Source: RefSeq, a predicted model, not a curated record